GUUGGCGGCGGCGCGCGGGCGCGGUCCCCCCCGCCGCUUCUCGAAGGGGCCGGUGGCGGGGCUGGUAGCGCCGCCCGGCAGCACCGCCCGGCCUGGCGAGGGUGGCCCUUCCGGACCUGCGCGGGCGCGGCUGUCUGUCCCCGUCUCCUCCUACCGCCUCCCUUUCACCGCUUCUCGGUGCUGCGGCCGAGAGCCCUGCUGGCCCCCCGUGCCCCUGCUCUCGCCGCCAUGGGGAGCCCGCAAGGCAGCCCCGGGCAGGGCGGCCUCGGCCUGCUCGUCCUCUUCUUUCUUCUGCUUCUGUCGCCUGUGCGGGUACUUCCACAAUCAUGUGUCUGGUAUGGAGAAUGUGGAGUUGCUUCUGGAGACAAGAGAUACAACUGUGCUUAUGAUGGACCACCAAUAGCACUACCAGAGGAUGGCUAUGACUUAAUGCAGGAACUCUGUCCAGGUUUAUUCUUCGGCAAUGUUAGCACUUGCUGUGACGUUCGUCAGCUUCAGACUUUGAAAAACAACUUGCAGCUGCCUCUGCAGUUUCUCUCCAGAUGUCCGUCGUGUUUUUACAACUUGAUUAACCUCUUCUGUGAACUGACUUGCAGUCCAAAUCAGUCUGACUUUUUGAAUGUUACAAGCACCAUACCUUAUUAUGAUCCAAUUUUAAAAGAGAACAAAAGUAGCGUUACGGAACUGCAGUACUUUGUUGGAGAACGCUUUGCAAAUGCAAUGUAUAAUGCCUGUAAAGAUGUGGAGGCUCCAUCAAGUAAUGUUAAAGCACUGGGGCUGCUGUGUGGGAAGGAUGUCAAGGACUGCAAUGCAACCAACUGGAUUGAGUACAUGUUUAGUAAAGACAAUGGACAAACUCCUUUCAGCAUUAUUCCUAUCUUUUCAGAUGUUCUUGUCCAUGGAAUGAACCCUAUGAACAAUGCUACCAAAGGCUGUAAUGAGUCUGUGGAUGAUUCGACAGGACCAUGCAGCUGUCAGGACUGUUCAAUUGUUUGUGGUCCAAAACCUCAACCCCCUCCACUACCUGCUCCUUGGCUUUUGUUUGGUUUGGAUGCUGUGUAUGUCAUCAUGUGGAUCUCCUACAUGGGAUUUCUACUCAUAUUUUUUGCACUAGUUUUUGGAGUCUGGUGUUACAGGAGGCGGCACUUUGUCUCAGAGUACACACCAAUUGACAGCAAUAUAGCCUUUUCUGUGAAUUCCCAUCGUGACGAUGGGAAAAUUACCUGUGGUGAAAGGCUUGGGGAAAGGUUUGAGAAUGGCCUGAGGAUGACAUUCACAUCAUGGGGGGCUUUCUGUGUCAGAAAUCCACGUCCUGUUAUCCUCUUCUCUGUGGUCUUCGUUGCAAUGUGCUGCUCAGGCUUUGUAUAUGUUAAAGCAACUACGAACCCUGUAGAUCUCUGGUCAGCACCAAGCAGCCAAGCUCGCAAGGAGAAGGAGUACUUUGACACACGCUUUGGGCCUUUCUUUCGUACUGAGCAACUUAUUAUUCAAGCACCAAACAGCCGUCCAGACACCUAUUCACCUUACCCAUCAGGAGCAGAUGUACCUUUUGGGCCACCACUUACCAAAGAGAUUCUCCAUCAGGUGCUGAAUUUGCAGGAUGCUAUUGUCAACAUAACUGCUUCUUUUGACAAUGAGACUGUAAUGCUGAAAGACAUUUGCCUGGCUCCUCUUGCUCCCUACAACAACAACUGCACUAUACUGAGUGUACUCAACUACUUUCAGAACAGUCAUUCUGUUCUAGAUCACACUAUUGGGGAUGAGUUCUUUGUCUAUGCUGACUACCACACUCACUUCUUAUACUGUGUUCGGGCUCCAGCAUCACUGAAUGACACAAGCUUGCUUCACGAUCCUUGCUUAGGAACAUUUGGUGGACCUGUAUUUCCAUGGCUGGUGUUGGGAGGAUACGAUGAUGAUAAUUAUAAUAACGCUACAGCUCUUGUUAUUACUUUUCCUGUCAACAACUACUACAAUGACUCAAGAAAGCUAAUGAAAGCCUUGGCAUGGGAAAAAGAGUUUAUUAACUUUUUGAAGAACUAUGAUAAUCCAAACUUAACUAUAUCAUUUUCUGCUGAACGGAGUAUUGAAGAUGAGAUCAAUCGCGAAAGCAACAGCGAUAUUGGUACUGUGUUGAUAAGCUAUAUUGUAAUGUUUGUGUACAUCUCCAUAGCUUUGGGACAUAUCCAGAGCUGUAGAAGACUGCUGGUGGAUUCAAAGAUCUCCCUGGGCAUUGCAGGCAUCCUGAUUGUACUGAGCUCGGUGGCAUGUUCUAUAGGCAUCUUCAGCUACUUUGGAAUCCCGCUGACACUGAUUGUGAUAGAAGUAAUUCCCUUCUUGGUGCUGGCUAUUGGAGUGGAUAACAUUUUCAUUUUAGUCCAGACACUUCAGAGAGAUGAGCGCCUUCAAGGUGAAACUCUGGAUAAACAGAUUGGCAGAGUCUUGGGAGAUGUGGCACCCAGUAUGUUCCUCUCAUCUUUUUCGGAGACUGUAGCAUUCUUUCUUGGGACACUGUCUACGAUGCCAGCAGUUCGCACGUUCUCACUUUUUGCUGGAAUGGCUGUGCUCAUAGACUUUAUUCUUCAAGUCACGUGCUUUGUAAGUCUCCUGGGCUUGGAUAUUAAGCGUCAAGAGAGGAAUAGACUGGAUAUUUUGUGUUGCAUCAAAAGCAAUGAAGAAAUGAGUGGAGUCCAGUGUUCUGAGAGCAUCUUAUUUAUGGUCUUCAAAAAUCUGUAUUCUCCAUAUCUGCUUAAGGAUUGGAUGAGACCAAUAAUAAUAGCAGUGUUUGUAGGUGUUCUGUCAUUUAGUACAGCAGUUAUGCAUAAUGUUGAGAUUGGACUGGAUCAGUCUCUCUCAAUGCCAGAUGACUCCUAUGUAAUGGAUUACUUCAGCCAGAUCAGCAAGUACCUGCACACAGGUCCUCCUGUCUACUUUGUCCUAGAAGAAGGGCACAACUACACCUCUUUGGAAGGGCAGAACAUGGUGUGUGGUGGAAUGGGAUGUAAUAAUGAUUCACUUGUCCAGCAAGUCUUCAAUGCUGCAGAAAUUGGUAGCUACACAAGGAUAGGCUAUGCCCCAUCAUCCUGGAUUGAUGACUACUUUGACUGGGUGAAGCCACAGUCAUCCUGUUGCAGAGUCUACAAUACUACUGGACAGUUUUGCAAUGCUUCAGUCACUGAUCCAUCCUGCACUCGUUGUCGACCACUGACUCAAGAAGGCAAGCAGAGACCACAGGGCAAAGACUUCAUGACAUUUUUGCCAAUGUUCCUAUCGGACAACCCUAAUCCGAAAUGUGGCAAAGGAGGACAUGCUGCAUAUAACUCUGCUGUCAACUUUAUAAACAACAAAUCUGAUGUUGGAGCUACUUAUUUUAUGACUUACCAUACUGUACUGAAAAAGUCAUCUGACUUUAUUGAUGCUAUGAAGAAAGCUCGGGCUAUAGCAGAUAACAUUACUGAAACUAUGGGCAUCAAAGAGAAGAACUACCGGGUGUUUCCUUACAGUGUGUUUUAUGUCUUCUAUGAACAAUACUUGACAAUUGUGCAUGAUGCUAUCUUUAACCUCUGCAUCUCCUUGGGAUCAAUAUUUUUGGUGACAACUGUGCUGCUUGGUUUUGAAGUAUGGGCUGCUGUUAUAGUUUCAAUCACUAUUGCGAUGAUAAUCAUCAACAUGUUUGGAGUGAUGUGGCUCUGGGGCAUCAGCUUGAAUGCGGUUUCAUUAGUAAAUCUUGUCAUGAGUUGUGGUAUUGCUGUUGAAUUCUGCAGUCAUGUGACAAGAGCAUUCACUGUUAGUACCAAGGGCAGUCGAGUAGAACGUGCAGAAGAAGCCCUGUCUCACAUGGGCAGUUCAGUUUUCAGUGGUAUCACACUGACCAAAUUUGGAGGAAUUGUAGUACUGGCUUUUUCCAAAUCUCAAAUCUUCAAGGUAUUCUACUUUAGGAUGUAUCUAGCUAUGGUUCUGCUGGGAGCAACACAUGGACUAAUAUUUCUUCCAGUUCUGCUUAGUUACAUAGGCCCAUCAGUAAAUAAAGCUAAAACUCGUGCCACACAAGAGAGGACCAGAGGUACAGAACGGGAGAGACUCCUCUACUUCUAGUUUUUAACAGUGUUCAGUGGACUCAUGAACUGUGGUUUAGGUUUAGGCCCAGCUCUUAAGAACUGAAAUGCAGCAAUGUUCAAUGACUAUCACACUGUAACCACCACUGACUUGGCUCCUGCACAGAUUCAACUAGAAGAUAUCAGCUGCAGCUUUGGAUAUAGCUUUAAACUCAGGAAAUGCUACGUGUGGCUCAUGUAACAAUAUUACUAAAACUAGAUGUGUUAACAAGAUUACUAAAACACUUCUAUUUUCAAGAGGUUGCAUCUUUCUUCUAGAAACCUAAACCAGCUGUAUUAAGAGUUGAAUAGCUCUUUUCAUUGAAAACUGAGGUAAUGUGUAAGAGAACGGACAGCUAAACCACUGACACUAAUUUUAAAUGCAGGUCAAUGCAAUUUUUGUCUCUAUUUUUAGGGGGAAGCCAUCACAAGUUGUAAUAUUUUUAGAACUAUUUGCCAAAAUGUCUUGUAUAUACUUUAUUAUAAAAUAGCAAUUUUGUAGUUCAAAAAUCUACUUAAAUGCAAUAAAUUAAGUUUAUACAUUUCA
Grus americana (Whooping crane) is the source of this 4638-nucleotide messenger RNA. It is a transcript of the gene NPC1, whose product is annotated as NPC intracellular cholesterol transporter 1. Gene Ontology annotation, cellular component: membrane. The record is from RefSeq and is a predicted model, not a curated record. Bases 229 to 4092 code for a protein of 1287 amino acids. NCBI's taxonomy places the organism in Eukaryota, Metazoa, Chordata, Aves, Gruiformes, Gruidae. Gene Ontology annotation, molecular function: lipid carrier activity. The transcript is spliced from 25 exons.